Messenger RNA from Eurytemora carolleeae, 724 nucleotides. RefSeq names its product cysteine and glycine-rich protein 1. The transcript has 3 exons. Gene Ontology annotation, biological process: actin cytoskeleton organization. NCBI's taxonomy places the organism in Eukaryota, Metazoa, Arthropoda, Copepoda, Calanoida, Temoridae. The coding region runs from base 44 to 649 and encodes 201 amino acids. The record is from RefSeq and is a predicted model, not a curated record. Gene Ontology annotation, cellular component: cytoplasm.
UUCUCGAAUUCCCCAGUUUGAACCUGACCUAGAGAACUGCAGAAUGCCUUGGAAUCCUGCCCCCACUGCACCACGGUGUCCAGCAUGUAAAACAUCAGUUUUUCCUGCUGAAGCAGUCAUGGCUGCUGAUCGUAAACCAUUUCACAAGCAGUGUGUUAAAUGUGUCAAAUGUAAGAAAUCUCUAAAUCCGUCAACAAUCAACGAACACAAGAACCAACUAUUCUGCAAGAACUGUUAUGAUGAGAUAUAUAUGCCCCAGGAGUACUGCUCUGGUACCUACGGAGGUAUUAUUACUCCGGAGGAUAUUAAGAGAAGAGAGGAGGAGGAGAGGAAAAGGUUGGAGAGAGCGGAGAGAGCUAAACGAGAAAGAAGAUGUCCAACCUGUGACAUGAAGGCUUAUCCUGAAGAUUCUGUCCAGGUUUCAGAACUUUUCUUCCAUAAAAUCUGUCUCAAGUGCUCCGAAUGUGGUAGGUCUCCUGAUGAGAAUACUCCAAUGAUGAUGGGACCUAAGGAUCAGGAUAAUGUAUUCGGAGAAGAGGAUCUACAACCUUACUGUAAAUUCUGCUUCGCCAAGAAGUUCAAGGUUUCAGCGAUAGAUAUUGCAGAGAUGGUUGCGAUUGCUCCGGAACUGGUUGGGAUGGGAUUGUGAACUGUGAUACGGAGUCUGAUAUGAAUAUUGUUAGAAUCUAGAUAUAUUUGAAAUAUAUCCUGGGAACUUGGUGUA